Molecule: messenger RNA, 1277 nt
Organism: Arabidopsis thaliana (thale cress)
Lineage: Eukaryota; Viridiplantae; Streptophyta; Magnoliopsida; Brassicales; Brassicaceae
Product: Serine/Threonine-kinase
Exons: 3
Coding region: 60-839 (259 amino acids)
Source: RefSeq, marked reviewed
CUUUCAGGUCCUUCACUACCAAAGAAAAAAAGGUUCAUAUAGUAAGAAAAAAAAAUAAGAUGGAGGUCAAACAAAGAGCCUUGGAGUCACCCAAGAUGGAAACAAAAGCGGAGGGUGAGAAGAAGAUCACAAAGAAAGAUGAUAUGAUGAUUAAAGGGCAUCUCGAAAUCAUUGAGGGUUUAAGACAAACUAAGACGAUAAGAGAUGAUCAAUCUUCUAAGAGCUCGACAUCAUCAUCAUCAUCAUCAUCAUAUAUUAUGAAAAUCAAGAUUGGAAAUUGCAAAAACUCGAUUCAAAGAUCAGAAAACACUAAAAUGAUGGAAACAUACCCAAAGAACAAGAUGGUGAUCAUGAAUCCGAAACUAAACACAGAAGAGAGUACCAAUCUUGAUAAGAUGAAGAAUAGGAAAGUAUGGGACUGCGAAAGCACACUCUACGACUCGUUCGAGCUCAACUCUUUCAAUCGCCAACUCAACUCAGCCAUCUCUUCCUCAGCUAGAUCCAUGUCCAUGCCUCACCUCUCUUCUCCUCCUCCACCGUCAGAAACAACAUCUUCUUCAACCAAGAAGCAACAAUCCCCUACCAAGAAGAUCUCACGUUCUCUCGGGAAACUCAUUAAAUCAAUGUUCAAACAGAAACAAUCAAACGCUCUGUUUAAGACAGGUCAUAGCGGUGUAGACAUGGACAAAUACUACGUUGUUUUUGACAAGACGGGCUCACUCACCACGAUCCCCGAGUCUGGAGAGUCAACAGAGAUGGUUGGCUCAGAGAUCAACUCGCUUGUUAGGAAAACAACGUCCGAGCGAAUCCCGCAGAGUCGGCUCGUUGUUUCGGGAUAACCGGAGAAGAUGUUGAUGGGGCUUGAGCAACUGGCAGGAUGGCUCUUACAUUGUUGGAGGCAGCUCUGCGAACAACAGUGACCCAACUAUCACCACCGACGUCUAGAGACAUAAAGCCAAGGAAUCCAUCCUCGACGACAUGACAACAGUUAUCUCUCACCUCCAUCCAGAAGCAGCUCAAGAACGCCUCUUGGAUGCCUACACUAAUUCAACUUCAGUUUGGCUAAAGAACUUGAAGCGGAUCUGCAAUCCCUCUUGGAUGCUUUCAUUGAAAUCCAAGGCCAAGUAUUAACCAUCAUGUUGUAGAAUCUGUAUCAUUAAAAUUAGUAGCUGAUACUUGUUGAGACUAGAUGUUAUUUGUAGAGUGGUUCAAAUAUUUAUAGAAAUUUUAUUGUAUAUAUAUUUAUAUAAUGACACUUCUAAUCAAUUUUGAAGUUG